Messenger RNA from Betta splendens (Siamese fighting fish), 1395 nucleotides. It is a transcript of the gene tppp3, whose product is annotated as tubulin polymerization-promoting protein family member 3. Gene Ontology annotation, molecular function: tubulin binding. Gene Ontology annotation, biological process: positive regulation of protein polymerization; microtubule polymerization; microtubule bundle formation. The transcript has 4 exons. The record is from RefSeq and is a predicted model, not a curated record. The coding region runs from base 350 to 886 and encodes 178 amino acids. Gene Ontology annotation, cellular component: microtubule. Lineage: Eukaryota; Metazoa; Chordata; Actinopteri; Anabantiformes; Osphronemidae.
UCACCUAGUGGAGACAGGCAUAGACUGCUGGUUACGGUAUCUACUUUGAUCAAGUAAAGUUUUAAGUGAAAUCACCUUUUCUUUUUUUCACCAACUGUGUCUCCAGAGUCACUAACCGUUUCAUAGAAUAUCUUCAGCCCCGCCGACCAAGUCUUACAGCAGCUCUGAUUGUUUUUUCCCAACAAGGCUUCAUCAGGAGCUUCUUCUUGCAGCAGUUGGGUGUGGACCCUAAGAAGCUGACCCUCCCUGUCACUGUUCCAUCUAAACUGAAAAAAAGAAUCCAACCUGAAUUGAAAAUAACAUAAACUCAUAUUCAUGAUGUGCUGUUUUGCAAUAUCAUUUUCCCAUCAUGGCGGAGAGUGCAGACAUGGACCAGCUCCUGACAUCUUUUAAAAGGUUUGCUGUUCAUGGAGACACAAAAGCAUCAGGGAAGGAGCUUAACGGGAAGAACUGGGCCAAACUUUGUAAAGACUGCAAGAUCACUGAUGGCAAGAAUGUCACCAGCACAGAUGUGGACAUUGUCUUCACUAAAGUCAAACAAAAGACAUCCAGAAUGAUGACAUACGAGGAGUUUCAGAGAGCUCUGGAGGAGCUGGCUCCAAAGAGGUUCAAAGGUCAAAGUAGAGAGGAGGCGCUGCAGUCCAUCUUCAAACUAGUGGAAGGCAAAGAGCCCAGCAAUGUGGGAGUAACGAAAGUGGCAAAAGCGGGUGCGGUGGAUCGUCUGACGGACACAUCGCGCUAUACAGGAUCACACAAAGAACGCUUUGACGAGAGCGGAAAGGGCAAAGGUCGUGAGGGCCGUGAGGAGAUUGUGGAGAACACCGGUUAUGUGGGAGCGUACAAGCACGCUGGAACCUACGACAACAAGCUCAAGACCGAGAAAUAGGAUGGGAAGCUGCUGAUCCUGACAGUAACCAUGACAGUCCCUUCAGCUCUCAGUGGACCAAACCUCUUCAUGUUAGAACUGUACAACUGUACAGAAACAUGGAUGCGACAAAGGUAAUGCAGUUUAAAAAAUAUGUGCCAAACCUUCCCAACUGAAUCGAUUCACACGUCGCUCAUAUUUGACCCUGAUCUGACAGUUAAAGCCACAGUAACCUAAAAUGAAGCUCAUUUGUUCCUCUAAAACUGACAUGUUAAAACUUGUCGGCUCACAGGUUAUGGAGCUGCUGUAUGUCUGUCCUGCUGUACUCAUCAUCUGAUCAAUAACUAAACACACCAUGUCUUUGAUUAUUCAGCCUACACAACAGCUUCAGUGUGUGUUGAUGUCCAGUAAACUUUGUAGCAGCUUUUGCAUAAUCUUUAUGUGUUUUUGACAUGUUCUUUAUCAUCAUGUCUCUGUUAAGCUCUGAUGUUGAUGAUUAUGUUGUAUAAAUAAAGGCAGAGAUACAAGGA